CGAGCCGAGCCGAGUCGGCCCCGGCCCUGCUCCGGCCACGUCCUCGCCUCCGCCGCCUGCCCGGCGGGGGCCAUGGGCCGCCCGCGGCCUGCGCCGCGCCGCCGCCUCCUGCCGCUGCUAGCGCUGCUGGCGCUGCUGGCGCCCCGCGCCCGCGCCUGGGACAGCGGCGACCUGGAGCUCUUCGACCUGGUGGAGGAGGUGCCGCAGAGCUUCUACGGCUUCCUGGGCGUGCAGCAGGAUGCCUCAUCUGCGGACAUUCGGAAAGCGUAUCGAAAGCUUUCACUAAUUUUACACCCAGACAAGAAUAAAGAUGAAAAUGCAGAAAUGCAGUUUAGACAAUUGGUGGCUAUCUAUGAGGUUUUAAAGGAUGAAGAAAGGAGGCAGAGGUAUGAUGAUAUUCUGAUCAAUGGACUACCAGAUUGGCGACAGCCUGUAUUCUACUACAGGCGGGUGAGAAAAAUGAGCAAUGCUGAGCUGGCAUUACUCCUGUUCAUUAUACUCACAGUGGGUCAUUAUGCUGUGGUUUGGUCAAUCUACCUGGAAAAACAGCUGGAUGAACUACUUAGCAGAAAAAAGAGGGAGAAGAAGAAAAAAACAGGAGGCAGGAGUACAGAAGAAGCCAAACUUGCUACUCUUGACAAAAAUGAAAGAGUGACGGACAAACCACAGUGGCAUGACUUGCUUCCAUGCAAGCUGGGAAUUUGGUUCUGUCUUACUGUGAAAGCUUUACCUCAGCUAUUCCAGGAUGCCAGACAAUUAUAUAUAGAAUAUAAAGAAACAAAAAUGAAGGCGAAAGAAGAUGCCCUGGCUAAAGCUGAACUUGAAACACUUCAGAAAGAGAAGAAAUCUAAAGCCAAGAAACCAAAAUCUGAAUUCCCUGUAUACACAGUUCUGGAAUCAAAUGCAUAUGUACCAUCAUAUGAUCAUGGAGCUUCUAUUGAAGAGAUUGAAGAACAAAUGGAUGACUGGUUGGGAAGCAGGAACAGAACACAGAAAAAGAAGGCACCUGAAUGGACAGAAGAGGACCUCAGCCAGCUGACAAGAAGUAUGGUUAAGUUCCCAGGGGGGACCCCAGGUCGAUGGGAAAAGAUUGCUCACGAAUUGGGUCGAUCAGUGGCAGAUGUUACCAUGAAAGCCAAACAGCUGAAGGACUCUGUUACGUAUACGCCAGGUAUCAUUAGGCUCUCUGAGCUUAAAAGCCUGGCCCAGAAUUCCAAGAACGUCAAAGUCGGUGUGAAUUUGCCAGACCACAUAAUCACGCAGCGAGAAAGGGAGGAGGAGGAAGAGGAGGAGGAGGAGGAGGGAAACGACGAUCGUAUCCCAGAGCAGAUGGGGGUCCAAACCGAUCACACGGAGGCAAGUGAAACUAGGCAUCGCAAGCGGAAGAUUAUCAAAGCACCUGAAGUGAUUCCAUCAGCCAUGAAAGAGGUGCCGGAAGAGAAGGGCAGAGGAAGACGCCAGAAGGACUUUGAUAACACAGAGCAAGAGGAAGACAGUGACGAAGAGAGAAGAAAAGAGAAAAGCCGUGUCUCAGAAGAAUUUUGGACUCAAAAUCAACAAAAACUGCUUGAAAUGGCCCUACAGCAGUAUCCAAAGGGAACAUCAGAUCGCUGGGAUAAAAUAGCAAAAUGCGUUCCUGGAAAAAGUAAGGAGGAGUGUAUAGCAAGAUACAAGUUGCUUGUUGAACUGGUACAAAAGAAAAAAAUGGCUAAAACCUGAAUGUUCUGAACAGAAGAAAUUAAGAAAUUAAGCUUGUCUUUGUCAGCAUGAGAUUUUAAAUCUCAUAUGCAGGAAGCUGCAUUUUUGUACCUCGCUAUUUCUAUACGUCAUGUGCCUUAGUAAAAGAAAGUAUCAAUAAAUCUUAUGCCAUCUUACUCAA
Messenger RNA from Rhea pennata, 1879 nucleotides. It is a transcript of the gene DNAJC1, whose product is annotated as DnaJ heat shock protein family (Hsp40) member C1. NCBI's taxonomy places the organism in Eukaryota, Metazoa, Chordata, Aves, Rheiformes, Rheidae. The coding region runs from base 73 to 1719 and encodes 548 amino acids. Gene Ontology annotation, cellular component: endomembrane system. The transcript is spliced from 12 exons. The record is from RefSeq and is a predicted model, not a curated record.